This is a messenger RNA of Pundamilia nyererei, 1488 nucleotides long. RefSeq names its product free fatty acid receptor 2-like. Gene Ontology annotation, molecular function: G protein-coupled receptor activity. Gene Ontology annotation, biological process: cellular response to fatty acid; G protein-coupled receptor signaling pathway. Gene Ontology annotation, cellular component: plasma membrane. Bases 58 to 1104 code for a protein of 348 amino acids. The record is from RefSeq and is a predicted model, not a curated record. Lineage: Eukaryota; Metazoa; Chordata; Actinopteri; Cichliformes; Cichlidae. The transcript has 2 exons.
GAUUCAGAUCAGCUGAGCAACCACUGAGGAAAGGUAAACACUAUACCCACAAAACACAUGCACAGACUGACAGGGGAGAAAGAAAGAGAGCGGAAAAGAGUGACGGAAAGCCAGCAUGAUGCCGAGAACCCGCUGCGAAGUAACACAGAACAGGAAGUUAAAGGCAACGGUUAUGUGUGUAUGUCCAUAAUGGAAUCUACCGUGAACAGUGGAGUGAUUCUUUCAGUUUACAUCAUUUCAUUCCUGAUUGGCUUCCCCUGUAAUCUCUUGGCUCUCUAUGCAUUUAGUACUAAGAUUCACUCCAAGCCACUUCCAACAGACAUCCUGCUGCUCAACCUGACUGUCUCUGACCUGAUGUUUUUGAUCAUUCUGCCUCUCAAGAUGCACGAGGCAGCAUCUGGUAUGGAAUGGAAUCUGCCCAACUUCAUGUGCUCCAUCACUUCCUUCACCUUUUUCUCCACAAUCUACACCAGCUCCUUGCUGCUGAUGGCAGUCAGCGUGGUUCGCUACAUAGGAGCAGCAUUUCCUAUCACCUAUCAGAAGCUGCACAAACCCGUGUAUGCAAUUGUUAUCAGUGCUGUUAUUUGGCUGAUCUCGACAGCACACUGCAGCAUUGUUUUCGUCAUCCAGCAUCACCCAUCUUUGGCCAGCAAUAAUUCCAGUACUUGGUGCUAUGAGCAUUUUACAGACGAGCAGAAGCAGAUCCUCCUCCCAGUACGUCUGGAGUUUUUCUUUGUACUCUGCCUCAUACCUCUUCUUAUUUGUGUUUACUGCUACUUGCGCUGCAUCUUGAUUCUGUACAGCCGGCCCAGGAUAUCCCAGAUGCAGAAACAGAAGGCCAUUGGCAUGGCCUCAGGGACUCUUGCUGUGUUCCUCAUUUGUGUUCUGCCAUACAAUUUAUCUCAUUUAGUGGGUUACAUCCAGGGACAAAGCCCAGAGUGGAGGUACUACAGCUUGCUGCUUAGUUGUUUCAACACCUGUAUUGAUCCAAUCAUUUUCUACUUUUCCUCCUCCAUCUUCCGCUUGUCAAGUGAAAAGUUCAUUUUCAGGAAUUGUAUGCUCAGUCCUUCACGGUUCCAAGGACAUGUCAACAGCUCUAGCUAGACUAACAUUUCCUUUCAUUAGUAAUUGUUCAUAUUUAGUUUGAUUAUAUUUGUUUGAGUGCACAUUACAGAGAUAAAAUAAUAUGCAGUAUGUAAUCUCUCACAAGUUUUCUGCUCCCCACUCACACAAACUAUUUUUGGUGAUUAAAAAGACAAAAAAAACAUUGUUGCGUAACACUGGUGCUGCACAGUGGAAAAGUGAGGUCAUUUUGAUAUAAACUGAUGCAUCAUUACCUGAUCUAGUCACUUUGCAUGUGUUUAGAAAAUGUGUUUACGGAUAGCGAGACAUAAGAAUUUUUUUUUUUUUGAAAUAGCUGUACAGGGUUUAUCUGAACUUCCUCAUAACUGUUCAAUGACUCAAAAUAAAAUGUUAAUGAAAAUAGAA